CCACCAAAUAAAGGAGGGUCUUUCUCUCUCCUUUGGCACCUCAAACCUCUCUCUUCACUUUUUGCUCUUCGGAGAGGAGAGAGAGAAAUUCCAGAACUCUCCCGUCCUGCUCAAUCUCCCAUCCUUUCCCCAAGGGAAUCUCUAUCACUCUCUAUGUACACUUUCUUUCUCUAAAAAAAAUAUAUCUUCAAUCAAUCUGAUUCAGUGUAUUCGAAUCGCUGAUUCUGUUGUUUUUCCUAUAUCUUUUUUGAUCGACGGCGGCGAUUGGCUUUAAAGACUGAGAGAUCGAGUUAUGCAGUCUGAUCAGACGGUGUUGAGCUUGAGACCUGGUGGUGGUGGAGGCAAUCGAGGCAGUAGAGUCCUGGGCCCUCGCUUCGAGUCUUCGGCUUUCGCUUCUUCUCUCUCAUCUGAUCUUCCGGUUCUUCGCCCUCAUGGCGGUGCUCCUCCUUCUUUCUCUAUCAAGACUGGAGACUCCCGGUUUGAGGGUCGUGAGCGUGUUCGGUAUGCUCGAGACGAGCUUUUACAACUUAGAGAGAUUGUUAAUAUCCCCGAGGACAUUCUGAAGAUCAAACAAGAAGUUGAAGCUGAAUUUUUUGGUGAAGAUCAAAACUGGGUUCGUGGAGAAAGUAAUCUGCAAAAUCAAUCACAGGGUCGAUAUUCGGAGCCAGACAAUCGUGACUGGCGUGGUCGAUCUGCACAAUUUCCUACAUCUGGAGAAGAGAGGUCCUGGGAAGCUAUUCGAGAGAAUAAGGAGUUUGGUGGUCGAUUUGACUCUAGACAGCAGGAAACGAUUCAAUAUAAUCGUCAAGACCAACUCAACUCCCAGUUUGCGAGGACACAAACCUCUUCAAACCAAGGGGUAGGACCUACUGCUCUAAUUAAGGCUGAGGUUCCAUGGUCUGCUCGAAGGGGGAAUCUUUCCGAUAAGGAACGUGUCUUAAAGACAGUAAAGGGUAUACUCAACAAGCUAACCCCAGAGAAGUUUGAUCUUCUCAAGGAUCAGCUAAUUGAAUCUGGGAUCACAUCAGCUGAUAUUUUGAAGGGAGUUAUCUCCUUGAUAUUUGACAAGGCCGUGCUGGAACCCACAUUUUGCCCAAUGUAUGCUCUUUUGUGUUCCUAUCUCAAUGAAAAGCUCCCCCCCUUUCCAUCUGAUGAACCAGGAGGGAAAGAAAUCACCUUUAAGCGAGUCCUCUUGAAUAAUUGCCAGGAGGCAUUUGAAGGUGCUGACAAACUACGGGCAGAACUAAGGCAGAUGACUGCACCAGAGCAAGAGAUGGAACGGAGAGAUAAAGAAAGAAUGAUGAAGCUUCGCACUCUUGGAAACAUCCGUCUAAUUGGGGAGCUUUUGAAGCAGAGGAUGGUGAUGGAAAAGAUUGUUCAUCACAUUGUUCAGGAGCUUUUAGGACAUGAUAGUAAGACUUGUCCCGAGGAGGAAAACGUUGAGGCUAUAUGUCAGUUCUUCAACACCAUAGGUAAACAGCUUGAUGAAAGCCCUAAAUCACGGCGUAUUAAUGAUAUUUACUUCAAUCGAUUGAAAGAAUUAUCAACGAACCCCCAGCUGGCUCCACGUCUGAGGUUCAUGGUUCGGGAUGUUCUCGAUCUUCGUUCAAAUAACUGGGUCCCCAGGAGGGAGGAGAUUAAAGCCAAAACCAUCACUGAAAUCCAUUCGGAGGCGGAAAAGAAUCUGGGGUUGCGUCCUGGUGCUACAGCAAGCAUGAGAAAUAGUCGUAUUGUUUCUGGUGGUCCGGGGAGUAUUAGUCCUGGGGGCUUCCCCAUUAACCGUCCUGGAGCUGGGGGUAUGAUGCCUGGAAUGCCAGGAACCAGGAAGAUGCCGGGGAUGCCCGGAGUUGAUAAUGACAAUUGGGAAGUUCCUAGGUCCCGGUCAACGUCAAGGGGUGAUGUUUCAACUAUUCAGUCCAUUGGACGUGUCCAGCCACCAUUGAUUGGCAAGCCUACAUCAUUAAACUCAAAAUUGCUUCCUCAGGGUAGUGGUGGUCUUGUAAGUGGUAGGACUAGUGCACUGUUGCAAGGCAGUGGUGGCACUCCUGUCCGUUCGCCUAACCUUGGUUUUGGUAUGGAUCCUGCAUCCCAAGUUCCUGCGCCUUCCAAACCUGUUCCAACUUUGUCUGCGCUUCCAGUUGCUGAGAAACCUAUGGCUCCUGCAGCAAGGUUGAAUCUGGAUGAACUUAGGAGAAAAACACUCUCUCUUCUGGAGGAAUAUUUUAGUGUCCGCAUUUUAGAUGAAGCAUUACAGUGUGUGGAGGAAUUGAACUCCCCAGCUUACCACCCCGAGGUUGUCAAAGAAGCCAUUUCCCUGGCGCUGGAGAAAAGCCCGCCCUGCGUGGAGCCAGUUGCAAAACUUCUGGAGUACUUGAUUGCCAAGAAGGUCCUCACGGCUAGGGACAUAGGGACUGGAUGUUUGCUGUAUGGUUCAACAUUGGAUGAUAUCGGCAUUGAUUUACCAAAAGCACCUAAUAAUUUUGGCGAGAUCAUUGGGAAACUAAUUUUGGCUGGGGGAUUGGACUUUAAGGUUUUGAAGGAGGUGCUGAAUAAGGUGGAGGAUGAGGGGUUCCGGAAAACAAUAUUUGUAGCUGCAAUGAGGAUUAUCACUUCCAGUUCUACCGAACGAGGGAUAUUGGAUUCACAAGCAUCUGAUAUUGAGGCCUGUGAGAGCCUACUGUAGCGAGCCUAGAUAUCAAAAUCGUUGGAUAUUUUCAACUUCUGUAAUUUCAUAAAUGGAACGUUUGCCAUCAUUUUCACUUUUCACAAAUGCACCUUCCAUUUACACCCCCCAUUGGAGACAAGCACAACUGUAUUACAUUAUGUGAUAAAAGGUGGAGCUGCUGAGAACAGGUGAUUUUGCUGUAUAUUGUCGGAGGUCAUACUGGGGUCUUCAUCAAAGAGAUUUUGCUCUCGAGUGUGGCUAAAUCAUAUGCCAAAGUAGCUCGGGACACGUGGCCUCACAUGAGACCUAGUUGUUUUGUAUUUGAUUAGUUUUUUGUUUUUUAAUUUUUAUUCUGGACUGGAGUUAUUUACUGUUCAAGUUCAUAAAUGACAUAGCUUUACCAUUGCAUUGCAUUA
This is a messenger RNA of Cornus florida, 3081 nucleotides long. RefSeq names its product eukaryotic translation initiation factor. Bases 293 to 2683 code for a protein of 796 amino acids. The record is from RefSeq and is a predicted model, not a curated record. Gene Ontology annotation, cellular component: eukaryotic translation initiation factor 4F complex. Lineage: Eukaryota; Viridiplantae; Streptophyta; Magnoliopsida; Cornales; Cornaceae. The transcript has 9 exons. Gene Ontology annotation, molecular function: translation initiation factor activity; mRNA binding; protein binding.